Ostrinia furnacalis (Asian corn borer) is the source of this 1148-nucleotide messenger RNA. RefSeq lists its product as uncharacterized. Gene Ontology annotation, molecular function: nucleic acid binding; 3'-5'-DNA exonuclease activity. Gene Ontology annotation, biological process: DNA catabolic process. The transcript has a single exon. Lineage: Eukaryota; Metazoa; Arthropoda; Insecta; Lepidoptera; Crambidae. The record is from RefSeq and is a predicted model, not a curated record. The coding region runs from base 116 to 1093 and encodes 325 amino acids. Gene Ontology annotation, cellular component: cytoplasm.
UCUAGACUUGUUCCCUAAUUGGUCUAUUUCUACAUUGGACAUGCUGGAAGCGAUUGGUAAGCGCCUUGAUUAGUACCUACACGUUAAGGCGGCUUUAGCCACCGUAAAUACCGCAAUGGCAACGCCUACGGUGCAGGUCGCGACAUACGUGUUUAUCGAUUUAGAAACCACCGGGCUCCCUAAGGAAGAAAACAACAGGACGAAAAUCACGGAAAUUAGUAUGGUGGCAGUGAAACGAGACCAUUUGUUGGACACGCGGCCCGGCGCGGCGCCACGGGUGCAACAUAAAUUGACUUUAUGCUUGAAUCCAGGGAGAAUGAUACAUCCUGACUGUACCAAGGUUACAGGCCUUUGCAACGACCUCUUAGAAUACGAACCAGACUUCAACAUCAAUGUGUUCAACAUGAUCAAUACAUUUCUGAAUGUGUUGUCAAAGCCAGUGUGUUUGAUCGCUCAGAAUGGUGCAGGUUUCGACUUCCCGAUCCUCAAGUGUCAAGUGGAAAAGUUGAAAGUUGCUUUCUCUGAAGAUUUAUUGUGUGCAGACUGCUAUCAUGGGUUCUUUGACAUAAUGGAAGCAAAAAAAAGUAUUUUUAACACUGAAAUCUCCAAAGAGAAUGCUCAGACCGAAGAAAAUGGUCAAAAAUUAGAGAAUAGCCACAUCAUAGAAAAUGGUCAACACACUGAAAAUGUUCACACCAUAAAGAACAGUCACACCAUAGAAAAUGAGGAUAAGAAUGAACUGUAUACAUUGAAGAAUACAUUACACAUGAAAUUAAAAAACGAAUCUACACCACAAACGAAACACAGUGGCAAUGUUACACCAAGAGAAACAAAUAAAAAAAUAAGCAAGGCAAGAAGAAGAUUCCCUUGGAGUGAAGGAAGCAAGCUCAAAGAUUCAUACAAGUUGAAGGACAUCUAUGAAAGGCUGUUAAAUCGUCCUCCAUUAGAGGCUCAUCGAGCAGAGAAUGACUGUAUAUUAGCUUUGGAAUGUUCUGUGGCGUUAGGCCAAGAGUUUGUGCAGUGGGUCGACAAAAAUUACUUUUCUUUUGCAAAAGUGGUACCUAUGACUCCUGGGGUGCCUUUGGGAUCAUGAUAGCUACUAUUUGGUGCUUAGUUUAUUUUGUAUUCUGCUUUUUUUUUAAAUUUAU